Molecule: messenger RNA, 2171 nt
Organism: Rhododendron vialii
Lineage: Eukaryota; Viridiplantae; Streptophyta; Magnoliopsida; Ericales; Ericaceae
Product: two-component response regulator-like APRR2
Exons: 12
Coding region: 289-1962 (557 amino acids)
Biological process (GO): phosphorelay signal transduction system; positive regulation of DNA-templated transcription
Cellular component (GO): nucleus
Molecular function (GO): DNA-binding transcription factor activity; transcription cis-regulatory region binding
Source: RefSeq, a predicted model, not a curated record
GACUAUAAGGGGGGGAGCCUUUUACAAAUUCUGUGGUCCGUGCCAACCGAUCGUAUAGUAAUCAAAGAGGACACAGACAGCUCCAGAAAGCGCACUUAAACCUCUCUCUCUCUCUCUCUCUCUCUCUCUCUCUCUCUGUUUUGCUUCCUCCAAAUUUACAUUCAAGAGAAGUACAUAGAAAAACAGAGUGUAAAAGCUUCUUUUCAGGUUUCUGGAGAUUUGAUUGGAUGUCCAUAAGCGGAAAUCUGCUAGACUUAUUGGUUGCCUGAGAGCAAUGCCAAACCAGCUAUGGUUUGCACUGCUAAUGAUUUACUGGGAUGGAAAGAUUUUCCUAAGGGCCUCAGGGUCCUUCUACUUGAUGAAGACAACAGUUCUGCGUCUGAGAUAAGAACCAAGCUUGAGGCAAUGGAGUAUAUUGUUUUUACGUUCUGUGAUGAGAAUGAAGCUUUGACGGCAAUUUCAAACAAAACCGAGAACUUCCAUGUUGCUAUUGUAGAGGUAAGUACUGGAAACAGCCCUGGAAGAUUCAAGUUUCUUGACACUGCAAAAGACUUGCCCACCAUAAUGACUUCAAACAUGCAAUGCCUGACUACCAUGAUGAAAUGCAUAGCGCUUGGAGCGGUUGAAUUUCUCCUAAAACCACUCUCUGACGACAAGCUUAGAAAUAUAUGGCAGCAUGCAGUUCACAAGGCAUUCAAUGCUGGAGGAAAGAACCUCUCAGAAUCACUAAAGCCUCUCAAAGAAUCUGUGGUUUCUAUGCUGCAUCUCCAGUUAGGAAAUGGAGAAGCAAAAAGCAGUAUCCCAGUAAAGACAGAAAAUGAAACGCCACUUGAAGGAAAUGACCAGGAGUCAGAAGGAAUCGAUAAGUAUCCAGCCCCCCCGACCCCACAAUUGAAACAAGGAGUGAGGUUAGUGGACGAUGGCGAUUGCCAUGAUCAUACAAAUUUCACUUUAGAGAAAGAUGGUGGGGAUCAGGAGGGGGAGUCUAAAUCUGUCGACCUUACUUGUGGUGUUUUAAGUGCUGAAAUUGCUGUUCAAGAAAGCCAUGAUCAGGUAUCAGGAGAGACGGUUAUUAAAGAGAAGGAUGAAGCAAGUGGUGGUUGUAAAAGUGACGGUCAUAUGUCUUCACAUCCACAGAAUGAACAUGGUCCUAGUGAUUCCGCUGGCGAUGGUGGAAAUUCGGUAAAGGCAUCUGGGAUUCACAAUUCAAAUGCGAAUAAAGGUAGUCGGAAGAAGACAAAGGUAGACUGGACGGCUGAAUUGCACAAAAAGUUUGUACAGGCUGUAGAGAAACUUGGUGUCGAUCAGGCCGUUCCUUCUCGAAUACUGGACUUAAUGAAAGUGCAAGGGUUGACAAGGCACAACAUAGCUAGCCAUCUCCAGAAAUACAGAAUGCAGAAGAGACAUAUUUUGCCCAAGGAAGAUGAUAAGAGAUGGCCUCAUCCAAGAGGCUCCUCACAGAGGAGUUACCAUCAGAAACCUGUCAUGGCCUUCCCUCCAUAUUACUCUAACCACACCGUGCCGGCUCGUCAUGUCUAUCCCGCAUGGGGAAAUACCGGAAGUUACCCCUCUGGUGUCCAAAUGUGGGGUCCUGCUUUCUAUCCACCUUGGCAGGCUACAGAAAGUUGGCACUGGAAUCCAUAUCCAGGGGUGCAUGCUGAUGCAUGGGGUUGCCCCAUGGUGCCACCACCAGCUCAUGGGCCAUAUCCAUCUUUUACUCAGAACACGAACGGAUUUCACAAUGCUAAUAGAACACAGUAUGGCAUGCCACAAAGUUCUUUUGACCUUCACCCGGCAGAAGAGGUAAUUGACAAGGCUGUGAAGGAAGCAAUAAGCAAGCCAUGGCUGCCCCUGCCCAUAGGCCUCAAUCCUCCUUCCACUGACUCUGUGCUCACUGAGCUUUCAAAACAAGGCAUCUCCACCGUCCCUCCCCCUCACAUCAACGGCUGUCAUCCUCACUGACGUGUCACCAUCCCAUUCGGGCCAAUAAAACAAGAGAAGCCCACUCCAUAACGCAAUUGCUGACUUGUUCAAGUCACACGCCAAGACAAACAAACACAGCAAAAAGUUCCACUGACCGAUCCCCAUCCAUGAUCCUAUCCAAUGCCAGUGUAAAAAGUGCAGUACUGAUGACUGGAAAUCCACGGCUGAUGACUGGCCACGUGGAUUGG